GAUCCUGGUAACUGAAAAAGGGGCAAAGCCCCCCCCACCCCGCCCGCCUCCAGCUCUGUACCGUGUGCUUUGUGCAACUCUGAGUCUUCCUGGGUGUGGUAAAUGUCACAGCCCGUCACUGUCUUUUCUCGGGAGGCAGGUGUGUCUUGGCCGCUGCCUCCAGUUGUACUCUGGGCAGAAAAGCCUGGCUCUCGGAGAUGGUGCGUUUGUAGUAGGGAAUAGAGGCUGGAAGGGGAAGAGCCCGCCGUGAAAAAUGGCUCCUUCCCUGCGGGGGAAUUCCCAUGCGCACCGGCGUGCGUACGUUGUGUUCCCCACCCUGCGCCGGGUCGGGCCUGCCCUGGAAGCUGUCAGAGCUGCUCGUUGGUCUCAUGGCACACCGUGGGGUUUUGCGCACGAGCUAGUACAGUCCCUUGGGUGUCAGGUGUGGGGUUGAGACUCCCCACGUCACUCUCCCAUAGCACGCAGGUGUAGGGUGCGUUCCGUAGGGACCGUAAAAUCCAGACGUCCCUGAGGAUAGGGAUGAUGGUAGCGGAGCCUGGCUCCCUUCUGAGGACAGCCUUGUCCCCUCAGGAGCCCUUGGCCAGCUCCGCCGCAGGACUCCGGGAUGCCCAGCUCCCCAGGGCUCUUUGCGCCCAGGGGCAGCCCCUGCGGGGGGCGGAGGAGGGCCCUUUGUGAGGAGGGGGCAGAGAGGGCCUGGCAGGGUCCUGCAGGCAGAGCCCUGCAGGCAGAGCGGUGACCCAGGUGCGGCUCUGCUUGCUCGUGUGGAGAAUGGGCUCUUCACGUCCGUCCCGUCUCCGUGUUCCUGGUCCGCGCCGGGCAAGCUUCCGUGGAGCUGGGGAAGGUGGCGGGGAGGGCCGUCCCGCCCAGAGCGGCUGGCUGUUGGGGAAGGCGCUACUUUGUCCGUGUGCUGGCAGCUGCGUGUGCAGCCUCUCGGGCAGGAGGACCCUUGGCUUCCUCCACUUGGAGACAGCGGCGGCGACGUGCGGCGUCAGUGUCGUAUCCCCGUGUCCUCCUGUGCGGCCCAGGCUGCAGGCAGGCCCCAGAGGGCUGGGUGGAGCGUGUGGCGCCGUGCUGCUCUCUGGGCACCCGGUGGAGGGGAGGGUGCCCGGUGCCGACAGCUGCUGCUGCGUUGGGUUUCGGCUCCUGUCGGCGUUGGCGCUUUUGUCUGUCAUCCAACCCAGCUCUCCCUUCUGUCCUGCAGGCCACCCCGUGGGCCGGAGGGCCCCAACCUUUCCCAGGACCAGUCUGCGUGGCCUGCCCCGCGUGCGGCCCGUCGUCGCCCAGCUGGGCACCUGCACCUGUUCCCCCUUGGUGCCCCGUGCCGCCUCGCCCCCCACCGCCAGCUGCUCCGCUCGGUGGUAUGUCAGUGCACCACUUUGCAGAAGAAGGAGGAGGAGAGUCUUCCUCUGAGGAGGUACUGUCUCUUGUUGUUAAUGUCCUUGUGUGACUGUAAGUAUCAGGGGAUUCUGAAACAUAAGCCGGGGGUUGGUGUGAGUGUGCAUUUUCACGUUUGCAUCUGCUGAUGAGAAUUUUUGACUUACAUUUUUAACUUACAGUUUAGGAUGUGAUUCUGUGCUUAAUGCCGUAGGACUGGAUAGUGCACUUGUGUUAAUUUUCCAGACUCACCUAGU
Messenger RNA from Vicugna pacos (alpaca), 1631 nucleotides. NCBI's taxonomy places the organism in Eukaryota, Metazoa, Chordata, Mammalia, Artiodactyla, Camelidae. The record is from RefSeq and is a predicted model, not a curated record.